Molecule: messenger RNA, 2097 nt
Organism: Varanus komodoensis (Komodo dragon)
Lineage: Eukaryota; Metazoa; Chordata; Lepidosauria; Squamata; Varanidae
Gene: RPH3A
Product: rabphilin 3A
Exons: 18
Coding region: 1-2097 (698 amino acids)
Biological process (GO): intracellular protein transport
Cellular component (GO): membrane
Molecular function (GO): small GTPase binding
Source: RefSeq, a predicted model, not a curated record
AUGACGGACACCGUGGUGGGCGGCAGCAGCGGUCAGUGGGUGUACCAGAAUGACAGACAGAUGGCCCUUCGCGGCAGAGCCCCCGGGGGUGGCUGGCCGGCCCACGGGAACCAGCCGGAGCGGGCGUGGAAAAAUGAAGAGCUGACGGACGAGGAGAAGGAGAUCAUCAACCGCGUCAUCGCGAGGGCUGAGAAAAUGGAGGAGAUGGAGCAGGAGCGCAUUGGGCGCCUCAUGACCCGCCUGGAGGACAUGCGCCGCAACGUGGCCGGCGACGGGGUGGGCCGCUGCAUCCUGUGCGGGGAGCAGCUGGGCUGUGCGGGCGCCAAGGGCAUGGUCUGCGAGGACUGCAAGAAGAGCGUCUGUACCAAGUGCGGCACCCAGGCCACCAACAGCCGCCCGCACCCCGUCUGGCUGUGCAAGAUCUGCCUCGAGCAGAGGGAGGUGUGGAAGCGCUCCGGCGCCUGGUUCUUCAAGGGCCUGCCCAGGCAGAUGCUGCCGCAGCCGAUGCCCAUCAGCAAGGCGAAGCCGCAGCCCCCGCCGGGCGAGCCGGCCCCGUCCGCCCAAGAGGCGAAGCCGUACCCUCGCCCGCAGAGCCACGGUAGGCAAGCUGAACGCACGGACCCUCCGGGGCGCUCAGGCCUGGGGGCAAAUCCCCCUGCGGUCGCCUCCCGUCCAGGCACGCACCCGCAGCCUCACCGCAAGCCUCCCGAGGCCAGGAUGCCGCCGAGCGGCAGCGAACGUGCUAGCGAGGGUGCCGAGAGCCGGGAUGCCGUCGCCGAGAGCGGAGCCCAUCAAAGCCCUGGAGGCCUUAAGCGGGCCAGUCCUGCCCAUGGCGCUGGGGCCAGGCCGUCUCCUCCGGCACCCGAGCAGAGCCCACCGGCGCCGCCGGCCGAGCCAGGACCUGCUGGAGGGGCCAGGCAAGUGAUGGGUCCUGCCGGCCGUUUCCCGGAAAGACAAGGAAGCCUCUCGAUGGCUGCGCCCCCAGCCGACACCGGCUACCCCACGCUGGGCCCGUCCCAGGAGGAAAGGACGGGCGCCGGGUUCUCCUCGCCCGCAGACGAGAGGCCCGUGCGACCGGUGGCCCCCUAUGGCCAAGCUGCUGCUCCGCCAGCCGCACCCGCACGGCAGCCUCCUCGAGAGGAAGACGACGAGGACGAGGCCAACAGCUACGACUCGGACGAAACGACCACCCUCGGGGCCCUGGAGUUCAGCCUCUUGUACGACCAGGAGAACAGCGCCCUGCAGUGCACCCUCCUCCGGGCGAAGGGCUUGAAGCCGAUGGACUCCAACGGGCUGGCGGAUCCGUACGUGAAGCUGCACCUCCUGCCCGGGGCCAGCAAGUCAAACAAAUUGAGGACCAAGACGUUGAGAAACACCCGGAACCCCGCAUGGAACGAGACGCUGGUUUAUCAUGGCAUUACAGAGGAGGACAUGCAGAGGAAAACCUUGAGGAUCUCCGUGUGCGACGAGGACAAAUUCGGGCACAACGAGUUCAUCGGGGAGACGAGGGUGGCUCUGAAGAAGCUGAAGGCCAACCAGAAGAAGAACUUCAACAUCUGCCUGGAAAGGGUCAUCCCGAUGAAGCGGACCGGCACGACCGGAUCCUCCCGCGGGAUGGCCCUGUACGAGGACGAGAUGGGCCAGGCCGGCGACGUGGAGGAGCGGGGGAAGAUUCUGGUGUCCCUGACGUACAGCACCCAGAAGGGCGGCCUCGUGGUGGGCAUCGUGCGCUGCGUCCACCUGGCAGCCAUGGACGCCAACGGCUACUCGGACCCCUUCGUGAAAAUAUGCUUGAAGCCGGACAUGGGCAAGAAGGCCAAGCACAAGACGCAGAUCAAGAAGAAGACGCUGAACCCGGAGUUUAACGAGGAAUUUUUCUACGACAUCAAACAUGGCGACCUUGCCAAGAAAUCGCUGGACAUAUCGGUUUGGGAUUACGACAUUGGCAAGUCCAACGAUUACAUAGGAGGGUGCCAGCUGGGCAUCACUGCCAAAGGCGAGCGCCUGAAGCACUGGUACGAGUGCCUGAAAAACAAGGACAAGAAGAUCGAGCGCUGGCACGCCCUGCAGAACGAGAACCACGUGGCCAGUGACUAG